This is a messenger RNA of Meriones unguiculatus (Mongolian gerbil), 6318 nucleotides long. It is a transcript of the gene Fndc1, whose product is annotated as fibronectin type III domain containing 1. Gene Ontology annotation, molecular function: protein binding. Bases 169 to 5703 code for a protein of 1844 amino acids. The record is from RefSeq and is a predicted model, not a curated record. The transcript is spliced from 23 exons. Lineage: Eukaryota; Metazoa; Chordata; Mammalia; Rodentia; Muridae.
GCAGCGGUGCGCGGCCAGGAAGCGUCGCCGAGGGGCUGCAGCGCCGCCAGCACGGGACACGGAGCGCCCGGCGACCCGCAGCCGACGGCGUGCCCCUGCGCUCCCCUCACCCCGGUCAGCGCCCCGCCGGCCGCCCCCGCUCCGUCUCCGCGCGUCCCGGGGUUCCCGAUGGCCCCCGAGGCCAGGGCGUCCCCGAGCCCGCUGCUGCCCUGGGCGGCGCUGCUGCUCUGGGCGGCGCUGCUCCCUGUGGCUUCCUUGGCGGGGCCCCCAGUUGACCACCCACUGAAGCCAAGGCAUGUGAAACUGCUGUCCGCUAAAACGGGCCUGAAGGUCAUGUGGGACCCACCCAAAGAUGCUACCAGUAGACCCGUGGAGCAUUACAACAUUGCCUAUGGGAAGUCACUGAAAAGUCUUAAGUACAUCAAGGUGAAUGCGGAGACAUACUCCCUCCUUAUUGAGGAUGUGGAGCCGGGGGUGGUGUACUUUGUGCUGGUUACGGCAGAGAACCACAGCGGAGUGAGCCGCCCGGUGUACAGAGCCGAGAGCCCGCCUGGAGGUGAAUGGAUCAAGAUUGAUGGUUUUGCCAUUAAGGGUCCAGGACCAUUUAAUGAGACCACUACAGAAAAGGAAGUGCCCAACAAGCCCUUGAGGAUGCGCGUCCGAGCCUCAGAUGACAGACUGUCCGUUGCAUGGAAGGCACCACGCCUAUCUGGGGCCAAGAGUCCUCGCAGAUCUCGGGGUUUUCUCCUGGGCUAUGGGGAAAGUGGCCGGAAGAUGAAUUAUGUCCCUCUGACCAGAGAUGAGAGAUCGCAUGAAAUUAAAAAGCUCGCCUCUGAGUCGGUGUAUGUGGUCUCCCUACAGUCCACGAACUCGCAAGGGCAGAGUCAGCCCGUGUAUAGGGCUGCCCUCACAAAGCGCAAGAAUGCAGAAGCAGAUGAACUGGAUGUACCCGAAGACAUCAGUGUCCGGGUUAUGUCACCUCAGUCCGUACUUGUGACCUGGGUAGAUCCUCUUGUGGAAAAACAGAAGAGAGUUGUUGCAUCAAGACAGUACACUGUGCGCUACCGCGAGAAGGGAGAGUCGGCCAGGUGGGAUUACAAACAAGUCUCCAACAGGCGUGCGCUGGUGGACAGCCUGAUCCCAGACACAGUGUAUGAAUUCGCAGUCCGGAUUUCACAAGGGGAACGAGAUGGCAAGUGGAGCGCAUCCAUCUUCCAGAGGACACCGGAGUCUGCUCCCACCACAGCGCCUGAGAACCUGAAUGUGUGGCCAGUCAGCGGCAAGCCCACCACUGUAACCGUAUCCUGGGAUGCACUGCCAGAGACUGAGGGGAAGGUUAAAGAAUACAUUCUUUCAUACGCCCCGGCUCUCAAACCAUUCGGAGCAAAGUCCCUCACCUUCUCUGGACACACUACUUCUGCCCUGGUGGAUGGUCUGCAGCCUGGGGAACGCUAUCUGUUCAAAAUCCGGGCCACAAACAGGAGAGGCCCGGGGCCACACUCCAAAGCCUUCAUUGUCGCUAUACCAACAACCAGUUCCACUGAGGCCAGUGCCCAGCCAAAUGGGAGGGACAGCUGGAAACAUGAGAAACCUCAGCCUUCCUCCCCCACGCCCAAAGCUGCAGCUUCCUCCGACCGCUCGACCCCAGCCAAAAACGUCAAGGAUGCUCUCCCUGACUCAAAGAACAAGAUCCUGGCUAACGGUGGUGCGGUGCCCAGGAAAACCCAGCUUCACCCUAAAACGGGAGAGCUGGAUCCCCAGUCCACAGAAGUCACUGGCGAGGAGGAACUGGAUUCCCUUGAAGAUCCUCGUUCAUCAAGGUUGGCGACCCUAGACCAGAGGCGACCCCUGAGGGUACCAAGUAGAUCUGGUCAUUGGGUUCCUGCUCCUGGCAGGAUUCCAGCAAGGCCUGGCCUGCCAGUACUGCCCCGAAAAGAAGGGCUGGACAAGCGUGGUCCCUCACUGGCCCCCAACCCUCGUCUAGGGGUUGACUCAUCAGUGGCAGCUACUUCUGGGUACCACCGGCUCAGCCCUACAGACAAUGAUUCUAUGGACCAGGAUGAGGAUGAGCAAGCAGCCUCCCCUGACCCCAAAGCAGCAUCUUCUCAGUCACCUCCCAAGAAUCCAAUCCGGUCCGAGCUAACCCCAGCUGCUGGCCGCCUUGCGGCUUCUACUGUGCUCAGGGACAAAAGCCGCUCAGCGAGUCAUUCCCAUUCUUCCACCAGUGAGGAAAAUUCCAGCGCUGCAGCCCAACCCUCAAGACAUUUCCCACUGCACAGAGGGUCCUCUCGACCGCUGCCCUCCCACCCACACUCCAGAUCCCCGCUUUCUAAGGGGUGGAGGGACCGCCAGGAUACCCAUGCCUCUAGCUCCCACAUACCUACCCGGGCUGCCGGCUCUUCUCACCCCUCUUCCCUGACAGUUGGCUCUGAGGAAGAUGACGUUUCUGGUGGGGUGGGAGAUAGUGACAGAGGUGCAGAAGACACCAGAAAGAGGGCUGAGGCCACUGCUCAGACCCAACAGACCCGGCCUGCCUUGGGUCACUUCAGUUUGAUACGGAAUAAGCCCUUUGCUGGCCACAGCAGAAAUCCGAACAGAUUCCCCAGACUACGGGGACUAAGGCUGCAGCCCUCUGGGGCUCCUCCGUCUACCUCAGCUUCAAAAGUCCUUACCAGGGCACCUGCGCAGCCAGCAUCCCACAGUAGGCCUAGCCCUAAUGUCUACGGAGAUGGCGAGGAUGAAGAGCCACUGCCAGCCACCGUGGUCAGCGAUCGUACUACACCUUCCUUCUCCAGGCAGCCCGUGUCUGGAGGCUGGGACACCCUAAGAAGAGGCUCCCAAAGAGGGUCCAGCGUGUACCAGAAGGAGCCUGUCCUAGAAAACUCCAAAACCGCUGGAGCAGAUGUACAUUCUGGGGGCAAAUCCCCUCUGCCCUCCAAGGCACAGGACUUUGAACAGAGCACCGAGGAUGCUCCUCAAACAUCCCCAGGGGCCACCAGCCGCCAGCCGUCCCCUGCUCGGCCUCCAGCAUCGAGAUCCCAGCCCUCCCCUGGGUCCACCGCUCCCAGAAGAACGACACCUGGUCGCCAUUCAGAGCUCUCUAGUUCUCAGAGCCACGGUGACGAUCGGUCGCUUUCCCAGCCCAAGCUGUCUGUUGCUCAGGAAGGGCGUGAGCGCCUUCGCACAGUGAACUCCCAUCAGGCGCUGCCCUUAGCCUCCCAGGGUCAGGAUGAGGAUUCCCAGAGCAGCUAUGAGGACAACAGCACUGAAAUCGAGGGCCCAGAUUCCCGGGCUCCCACUCACUCCGCCCGCGCCAAGGAUGCUACCCCAUCCGUUUUCAAACCUCGCCAGGCGAGCUCCCAGUCAGGGAACAGCGACAGCAGACCUCAGCCCAACCACGCAGGAGCCUCUGUGAGACCCAGCCGGCCUGGCAGCGCCCAGCCCCGGGCUCAGGGUCCUGGCAGGGCCGGGCUCCAGGCCACACCAGGGAAGAAGAUCUCACCUUCCAAGCGUCCCCUGCCACUGGAAUCUCAGCAGUCAGUCUUCACUGAGGAGGAGGAGGAGGAAAAUGAAGGAAAUUUAAAAGACAAGGAAAACUCUCUGUCUACCUCAGUUUCCAAGUGGCCUUCUUCCUCCUCCCCCAGGGACAACAAGUAUGCCAACAGGAACCUGGACAAAGACAAGGCCGCCACUGGGCUGGCUCCCCAGGGAGGGAGCCUUGUGCAGGAAGAGAGCACCAUCCCUGGGAGGCGACCACCACCGGGUAGUCCUCCAAUAGCCUCGCACCCCUCUACCCGGUACCAGCCUCGAAACCCUGCCACUGCAAGCCCAACCGCAAGCACCCACUCUUGGCCGAGGUACACCACCCGGGCCCCUCCCAGCUACUCGUCCACGACACCCAUGCUCUCCUUGCGCCAGCGGAUGCAGCGCAGAUUCCGGACCCCAGUCUCGCGCCAGCCCCCGAGACCCGUGCUUACAUCAGGUUAUAAUGGAAGACCAAAUGCAGAAGAGAACAUACCUCCUGGUAGUAUUGGAAAACCAAAUGGACAAAGAAUUAUCAAUGGUCCUCAAGGAACAAAGUGGGUUGUGGACCUGGACCGUGGGCUGGUGUUGAAUGCAGAAGGGAGAUACCUCCAAGACUCACACGGCAAUCCUCUCCGGGUGAGACUCGGGGGCGAUGGUCGCACCAUCGUGGAUCUGGGAGGAACCCCUAUGGUGAGUCCCGAUGGACUCCCCCUCUUUGGGCAGGGGAGACAUGGCAAACCUCUGGCCAGUGCUCAGGAUAAACCCAUCUUAAGUCUCGGAGGGAAGCCCUUAGUGGGCUUGGAAGUCAUCAAAACGACCACCCGUCCUCCUACCACAACCAUGCCACCAACCACAACGACCACCACUGUGCCUACGACCACAACCCUUCAGCCCACAACCACCACCACCCGCCGGACCACCACCCGCCGCACAACCACUACCAGGCGUCCCACAACUACGGUCCGAGCUACUCGGAGGACAACGACCACUACCACCACUCCAGAGCCUACCACCCCUUCACCUACCUGUCCCCCCGGGACCCUGGAAAAACAGGAUGAAGCCGGCAACCUUAUAAUGGCCUCAAAUGGGAUCCCAGAGUGCUACCCCGAGGAAGAUGAUUUCUCCGGCCUGGAGACUGACACGGCUCUACCCAUGGAAGAGGACUAUGUUGUAUAUGAUGAUGAUUAUGGACUUGUGACCACGAUGCCACCGGCCAGCACCAUGCCCUCAACCACUGCUGCCACGCCCAAUAUCAUCCCAGAGCAAGGCACUGUCAGCUCCUUCCCAGAGGAAGAAUUUGAUCUGGCUGGAAAGAGACGAUUUGUCGCUCCUUACGUGACAUACCUCAGUAAAGACCCGUCGGCCCCGUGCUCCCUGACUGAUGCUCUGGAUCAUUUCCAAGUGGAAAGCCUGGAUGAACUCAUUCCAAACGACCUGACGAAGAAUGACCUUCCUCCCCAGCAUGCUCCCCGCAACAUCACCGUGGUCGCCAUGGAAGGCUGCCACUCAUUCGUCAUUGUGGACUGGAACAAAGCUGUCCCUGGAGAUGUGGUAACAGGCUACUUGGUCUACAGUGCCUCUUACGAGGACUUCAUCAGGAAUAAAUGGUCAACUCAGACGUCAUCAGUGACCCAUUUGCCCAUUGAGAACCUGAAGCCAAACACAAGAUAUUACUUCAAAGUUCAAGCUAAAAAUCCUCAUGGAUAUGGGCCUGUCAGCCCUUCUGUCUCAUUUGUUACAGAAUCAGACAAUCCUCUGCUCGUUGUGAGAGCCCCAGGUGGCGAGCCCAUCUGGAUCCCGUUUGCUUUCAAGCAUGACCCUGGCUACACCGACUGCCACGGUCGGCAGUAUGUGAAACGGACAUGGUACAAGAAGUUUGUGGGGGUCGUUCUUUGUAAUUCACUAAGGUAUAAGAUCUACCUCAGCGACAACCUCAAAGACACGUUCUAUAGCAUUGGAGACAGCUGGGGAAGAGGUGAAGACCAUUGCCAGUUUGUGGAUUCACACCUGGAUGGAAGAACAGGGCCUCAGUCUUAUAUAGAAGCCCUCCCUACCAUUCAAGGCUACUAUCGUCAGUACCGCCAGGAGCCUGUCAGCUUUGGCCACAUUGGUUUUGGAACCCCUUACUACUACGUGGGCUGGUACGAGUGUGGAGUCUCCAUCCCAGGAAAGUGGUGACCAGAGGAUCGGCCUGCCACAAGUUCGCCCUCCCAGCCCAUUUGAUUAACUUGCACUAGGAACUGUGGGUAAAAGAAAGAUGGCGUUCCAAGCCUGCUGCCCCGGCCUAUCAGGAGGCCACAGGGUGGACACAGGGCAUUUAGUCCUCUUCCGUCGGAAUUUGGCCACAUUUCUUGGUCUGGACUAUAAAUACAAUCCAGUUUUGCUGAAACUUCACUUCUCUGUGCUUCGUUUGUUUAUUUGUAAUCACACAUUCCAGAGCCGUCAACCCUGCAGCGGAUCCAGUGUGAUUUCCAGACUCUUCCUCAGACACUCCGGGAUCUCCAGGGAACAGCGCUGGCAUGCUGUGUUUGCCUCACAGAACGCUUUCUGCUUUUCUCACCUUCAAAUCAGCUGUGUUUAAGCCUCACACCUCUUUGUAUGAAGUAGAAUUGAAUUACCAAAGGAAGCACAUAUCCUCUUUGAGAUUUAUCCUAAAGACUUAUCAGCCCCUGGGUUAAGUGCUCCAAAUUUUAUUUGUAAAUUCUCAAUUUUGAUAUAUAUAUAUGUGUGUGUGUAUAUAUGCAUAUACAUAUUUACACUCAUCAAGAAUACUGAUUAAACUUGCUACAUGUA